UCCUCGCGUAGGUUAAAGCGAAGAUGCCACUCUUCGGGAAAAUCAUUGUGAUUAAGCGGAACGGGACUGAUGGGAUCCAUUUCCCACUCACUGCAAGCUCCUGUUUAUUUGGAAGGAAAACCGAAUGUGAUAUUCGCAUUCAGUUGCCCCAGGUCUCUAAAGAACACUGCAAAAUUGAAGUAAAUGAAAACAAAGAGGCAGUACUGACUAACUUAAGCGCAGUAAAUCCAACGCAACUGAAUGGUGGUUGUUUUCAGCAGCCUGUACCUCUGAAGCACGGGGAUGUGUUAACUAUUAUCGAUCGUUCUUUCAGGUUUGAAUAUCCACCCCAGUCAACUCCAAGAAAGAGACGUUCUCGAUCUCCAAAAAAUGAAACACUGCAGGUUCUUCAUGUUCAGCAGGUGGCAGAAGUGGAAUUGUUACACAAACAAGCUUCAGGAUCUAAAAGUCUUCCUGAUUCUGAUAAUACCAAGAGUGAAAAGCAAAAUGCUGAUGAAAAUAAACAAAGUACGGAAGAAAAUAAAGUUUCAUCUGUCAAGCUAACAACCAAGUCUUUGUACAGAAUAAAUCGAUCUAAUAAAAGGGAAAAUGAAAUGUCUCCUUUCAGUAAACUCUAUGAAACACUGAAGCAUGAGAUAAAAGUGAAAAAAACUCUGCAGGAAGGAAAUGCAUCUCAACAAGCCAGGAAAGAUGGCAAGAGUGUGUUGCUAGAAUCCAGCACUCAGAUGUCAUCAGAUUAUGCUCGCAGUCUUGGAAGCCUGACUAAAGAAACAGAAAAAGAAACAACUGAAGAGUAUAAAGUUAAACAAGAAGUGGUUUGUUCAGAAUUUAAUCUGAUUGCAGCUACGGGAAGUGCAGCCAAGAGGAGUUUUACCAGGAGUCCUCGAAAAUCUGCUUCAAAUGAGAUGUCAAGAAACAUUUGCAGGAAAAUUCUCUUGCAGGAUUACAAAGAGCAAAAUACAUUGGGCAAACCUGAAGAUACUGAAGUUGCAACCAAAGCAAAUGAAGAUAACAAUGGAAAUGCAGCAUGUUCACCUAAGCCAUGCUCCAUAGAAUGCUUGGGCUAUGCAGAUAGAAUAUCCUCUUCUGCAAGAAAAACAGAGCAACUAGCACAAACAAGUGCUCUAACAAAGGCAGCGAGCAAAAACAGCGCUUCUGAAGUAGAUACAUGUGUCUUGUCUACGCCAAGGUCCAAGAGAAGGAGUUCUCGAUCUCGUCCUAUGUCAUCCACCAAGGAAAUUAGUGGAAUGGGUUCUGUAAAUGUUGGUGCUCCAACAAAUCAGCAUGAUGUAUUGUUGGAACCUAAGGUUUUUUCAGAAAUUUCAGCUGAACCUCAGGAGGAAGAUGUACUGUGCAGAAGUGAGAGCCUUGAAGAACUGCCCUUGGCUGAAAAUGCAUGUUUAAAACAAAGACGUGGUAGUAAACAACAUACACCAGGAAAAUGCAUAAAAGAGGAAGCACUGAAAGAAAAUUGUGAUCAGGCAGAUGUUGUUAACUCAGAAGAGAGAGAUUCUGAAACUCCUGCCUCGCUACCUAAUUCAAAGAGUCCCAGGAGAAACAUCAGGCGAAGUAAAGCAUUGUCAAAUGAUGGUGUCUGUUCAGAGAUGCAGCGUUCAGAAGAAUUAACACCAGAAGUUGUAUCUCCUGCUAGUCAGAAAAACAGCCCUGGGAGGAAAAGGGGUAGGCCAAGGACCUCUGCGCUGCUAUCUCAAAAGGCAGUGGAGACAGAAGCAGUUCAGGAUCACCAAGAUAAGACUACAGAUGGAAAAGAUGCUGGAACUGAAGAGGAGCUGGUCACAAAGGCCGAUCAACAGAAACUAGAUUUGGAAGGUGCUGGUGAUACGAGACCUCGUAGCUUGUCAGCAAAGAGGAGGUCUGGAUGUUCUACUGUGCUUAAAGAAGAUGAAGUUGUCGCAGAAACAAGUAUUUCUAGCCUGUUGGCCAACGAAGAGGAAUCAGGUAAUACGAGAGGAAUAUCUCAGAAGAGGAAAAGUGGUGAUUUGUUACAUCAGCCCUUAGGAAAAAGAAAGAGAGUGUCUUUUGGUGGUCAUCUGAGCCCCGAGCUCUUUGAUAAAAGUUUACCUCCCAAUUCGCCCCUUAAAAGAGGGGCAAUUCCCGCAAGGCUGAGCGUGCCCUUUGGGGGCUCUCCACGUGCCGUUCUGAAGAAGGCUCAGGGAUCGAAGCCCCUUGCAGUCCAGGAACUUCCUGAACACUUGUCAAAAGAAAAAACUUCACCAAAUCAGAGGUCACCAGCUGCCUCAUGCCCUGUUUCUGGAAAAUCAACACCUAAAAAAUCAACACCUAAAUUAAAUUUAAGCUCUCCAGAACCUUACACUACUGGCCGUUUCUCUGUUUCUCACAUCCCAACGCCAUCGCCAGUUGCAGAGGAGCAGGAUGCUGGUGCAAAAGAUGUGAAUCCCCAAGAGAGAAAUAAUGCUCGGGUAAAAACACCCAAUUCUUCUCGCAUUAACCAAGAUGAUGAAACUUUAAUAGCUGCAACUAACAAAUUAACAAGGAGUGCACAGCUUGCUUUGAAGAACACUCCCAUGAAGAGGAGAAGUGGGGCUGUAGCAGUUAUUAAUGCAAAAAGAAGAAGUGGUGCCUCCAGUGCCAAUUUGCUAGUUGCAAAGUCCUGGGCAGAGGUGGUAAAGUUAGGUGUUGCAAGACCACAAGCAAAAGCCAUCAAAAAGUCUGUCCUAAAAGGAAGAUCAACAAAGAAGAUAACUCAGUUACCAAAGACUCCGGAAAGAAAAGUAAAAGGUCAUUUUAGUACAGGUCAUGCAGAGUCUCCUGCCACCAUAGUUGUGGGCAGGGCUUAUACCACAACAGUCAGAAUGGCUGGACAGGUCCCUAAAGUGGUAAAAAAUCCUAUCGUGAAACAAAGCAUGGAUAUGAAUGAAAGCUUCACAGGGAUGGCUGAGAUGUUUCAGACUCCAGAAAAUAAAAGCAGGAAAGGAAGAUCUUUGUCCCCUGUUCAGAAGAUUGAUUUUACACCAACAUGUUCAGCAGUGGAUGUUUCUGAACUGCACACUCCUGAAGAAUCUGGAGAAAUGAUAGUGUCACCCUUAAAUAGUUCAGAUGCUUCCGAACAGAAACCAGAUAUCUGUCAUUUUCUGAGAGAUGAAAGCUCUCUAAAGUCUAUGGUUGAUGCAGUCUCCACAAAUACUCCUGAAAAACAGGAAGCCAUGCAGGAAGAAAAUGCUGGCAUGGAUAGUUUGCUGACAAAUCCAAAAAAAUGUACAUCUCAGGUGAAAUUAGGAUUGAAAGGCAGGACUCCAAAGCAGAAGCUGGAGCCAGUGGAGGUCCUUUCAGGAGUCAAGCAGCUCAUGAGAACCCCAAAGCAGAAGCCAGAGCCAGUUGACGUCUUGUCAGGUGUCAAGCGGAUCAUGAAAACUCCAAAACAAAAACCGGAGCCAGUAGAGGUGCUCUCGGGUGUCAAGCAGCUCAUGAGGACCCCAAAGCAGAAGCCAGAGCCAGUUGAAGUCCUUUCAGGUGUCAAGCAGCUCAUGAGGACCCCAAAGCAGAAGCCAGAGCCAGCUGAGGUCCUUUCAGGUGUCAAGCAGCUCAUGAGGACCCCAAAGCAGAAACCAGAGCCAGCUGAGGUCCUUUCAGGUGUCAAGCAGCUCAUGAGGACCCCAAAGCAGAAACCAGAGCCAGCUGAGGUCCUUUCAGGUGUCAAGCAGCUCAUGAGGACCCCAAAGCAGAAGCCGGAGCCAGUUGAGGUGCUCUCGGGUGUCAAGCAGCUCAUGAGGACCCCAAAACAGAAACCAGAGCCAGCUGAGGUCCUUUCAGGUGUCAAGCAGCUCAUGAGGACCCCAAAGCAGAAAUCAGAGGCUACAACAGAUGAAAUUGGCUUUAAAAGAUUGCUCAAAACUCCAGUAGAAACAGAAACAGAUAUGUCAAGUACUACAAUAAACAAGAAAACUCCAAAAACAAAAUAUCAACCAGUAGAAGAUAUGAUUGGGAUCAGUCGUAUUUUUAAGACACCAAAGGAAAAGGCUGAACCAGUAGAAGAUGUGUUUGGAAUUAGUAGAUUAGUGAGGACUCCAAAAGAGAAAUGUGAACCAGUUGAAGAUUUUGUGGGUCUGAAGAAGCUCAUGGCAGAACCCAGGCAAAAAUGUUCAGAUAUUGAAGUGGAAUUUACUGGAGUUAAGGAGAUGUUUGACAUACCAGAGGAAAUAAAGACCUGUUCAGUAAAAAUGGAUCUUGAGCAAGAGGAUGCUAUACCUCCCUGUGCAAAUUCGACUCAGGAAUGUGCAGACAAAGGAAAAAUUUCAGAAGGUGAAAAGUCACAACAGACAGUAUCAGCCAGCAAAGAGCAGUGUACCAAGAGACAAACAAGGGGCAGACCAAGAAAGACGGUGUGUCCUGUUUCAGUAAAUCAGCAUGAAAAGAAUUUAGAGGAAGAUGCAAAUGUAAAAGAAAUGAAAGCUCUGGAAAAAAAGAGCAUCCAAGAGGAGAUGGAGGUGGCUAAUGCUUCAGUAGCUAAAAGUCUGGGAAGAGGAAGGAGAACAAAUCGUUGUGUGCGAGAAGAAACUGUUUCAGAACACAUGAAUCACAAAAAUGCUGAAGCUGGGGAAUUAUGUGGAGCUGCUCAAAGACCACGACGAGGUAAAAGGAAUGAACCAAAGCAGUUAAAACAUCAAAGUGAAAGUGUCGAGUGUCGUGACAAAGAUUCUUCGUUGCUACAGGAAGAAUCUGCAAAUGUAAAACAGACUCUGCAGAAGUAUGGUGUCACUGAUAUAUUAAUAACUGAAGCUGGUCAAGGCAUAAAGACAGAAAGUAUGUCUAGUCAUGUUCAGAAUGCAAACUGCCAACCUCUACAAACAGAAUUUGAAAUAACAGAACACAAAUCUAAAGAAGGUAGUAUAGAAAACAGUGAAACUCUGCUUCUGCCACCAAGGAAUGCAUCUAAAGGAGAGAAAGAACUAGAAACCACAGAACCAGUAAUUUCACCUAGAAGAGGAAGAAGAAGAAAAAAUGACCAAGGCAAUCGAUCGCCUUCAGAGGAACCUCGUGGGACAGCAAGGAAGCUUCGUAAGGAACCUUCAGCAAAGAUAGCACCAGGAGACGAACAGGCUUUGGACAAAAAUAUCAGUGAGACUGCCCUAGAAAAACCUGAAGUCAGAAGUAAACAAGAAAUAAAGGUGGUAGGAAGAAGAGGAAAAUCUAUAAGAACUACUAGAAAGCAAACUGAAAUAAAAACAGAAAAUUGCAGGAUGGCACCUGAAGAUAUACGAAACAUUCAAGAAGCCAAGGAAGCCUUUGUGGAAACUGUUUUUGAAACACAAUCGGACAUGAAAAAUGAGAGAAAGGUAUCUCGGGGAAAAGCAGCUGAAAAUGUUCAGGAAAAUGCAACAGAGGUGUCUCAAAGACUGAAGUCAGAGUCGCCUUCUGGAGAGACAAACAAAGCACCUGCUGCUGAUCUGCGUUUGGAAACGAGCAGAACUAGAAACAGGAGAGGCAAAAAGGACUCUCUGGAGAUAAAGGCUGAUGAACCCGUCAAAGAUGCAAGCAGUAGAAAAGCAGCUGUGCCCAAACUCAAGUCCGAAGCAGAGCUGGAGGAAACUUCUGUCCAGGGUGGUUUAAGCUCUCCCCGUGACAAGGAUGUGAAUGAGGCAGCUGCAGCAGCUCAGGUACCUGUUACAGACAGUGACAGCAUGGACCAUAACUGCCAAAAGCAGGCAGAAGACGAGCAGGAAGGACUUGAAGCUCAGCCAGUUGAAAUUGUGCAAGAGGGUCAAACACAAAUAAAUAGAACUGCACUUAGAAGAGGCAGAGGGAGAAGAGUUAAUUUUGAACUUGAAGAAGCUAAUUCCAAAGCACUUGGAAAGAGCUUACCUGGAGAUGGAAAAGGAAUAGCAGAUAAAGGUGGUCAGCCUAGUACUUCAGAAAAUGCUUCCUCACAAGUAAGGAGGAGCAGAAGGCGGCAAGUUGCUUCCAUUCCACCUACAGCUUGUUCUACCUCUGCUGAAAAACUAACAGUAAUUGAAGAUCAUAGUAAAGAUGAGACUCUUGUAAAAGAUCAAGAUCCAGCUUUGGAAGCUACUCUCUCCUCGGCAGAAGAGAAUCCACUGAGAUGGGGCAGAAGAGGAGAGGUUGCUGUAGCAUCACAAACCACUGGUUCUCUUUCUGUCAGUAAAAGACGUGGGUUGCCAGAAGGUGAUGAUAAAAAGAUGCCUGUGAAAGAAGAUCAAAAUACGGCUUUGGGAAAUAAAACUUCCCAGGCAAAAUCAAAUGCAUCAGCAAGGGACAAAAGAAAAAAGAUUGAUCCAGCAGCAGAGGCAAAAAGUUCAUCAUCUCUCCAGAGAAAACAUGGCUUGUCAGAAACUGAUGAUAAAGAGAAGAGUUCUAAUGAAGAACAAAAUCUGCCUUUGGAAACAGUGUCCCCUGCAAGAGAAAAACCAUUAGGAAGGGGCAGGAGGAAAGAAACUGCUUUGAUGUCACACCCAACUAAUUGCAUUUCUCUUCGAGGAAGACGUGGUGUGCCCGCAGAUAAUGGGGGAGAAAAGGCUCUUAAAGAAAAUCAAGAGGUGCCUUUAGAAGCUGUCGUUGCUUCAUCUGUGAAAGAAACUCAGCUGAGGAGAGGCCGAAGGAAAGAAGUUGCCCUCUUGUCGGAAGCAACAAGUUCUACUUCUAUUCAGAGAAAACGAGGGGUAUCAGAAGAAAACAAAGCUGAAAAAGUGAUUUUGGAAAACACUGCUUCCCAAGAAAAAAUGAAUCUGGUGAAAGCGAACUCGAGGCAAAAAGCCAAGAUCGCUUCGUUAGAGGUUCAGUUCACUUCCCCACAAGGUAAAGUUGGUUUGCAGGACAGUGGGAAGAAUGAAACUCGUGAAGAGCAGCAGAGCUGCUCUGUGGAAAUAGUGCCACCUGCCCACCUGUCAAGAGCGAGUAGAAAGAGAACAGUUUCCUUCAAACCUGAAGAAGCUGCUUCCACUUUUCUCAGGGAAAAACGUUUGCCCAAAGACGUAGAUCAAAAAGAUACUUUUAAGGAAGACAAAAAUUCAUCACUGGAUAAUAAUUCAUCCCAGGAAAAAGCAAGGCCUCUGAGGAAUAAAAGCAAAAAGACAGAGUUUGAAUCAGAGGAACCUGCCUCUGCUCCUCUCCAUGAUAAUGGCAACUUGCCAGAAAAUGGGAGCACGUCAAAAAUGCCAAAUAAGUGUUUGAAAUCCACUGAUCCCCCCAAAAGCAAUCCCCCUAGAAGAGGAAGGGAGGUUAACCUUGUCCCACAGGUAACAACUCGCAGAAGAAAAUGUCAGUUGCCAGAAGAUGACUCAGCAUCCAAAAAAUUAAAAUCAGAGAAUGAUGAAAAUGGGUCUCUACAAAAAGGAAGAAGAAACAAAACUAAAGAAGAACUUGACAAAUGGGAUGGAACAACCCAGCAGACAGCGGGAGGAACAGACAGGAAAACAAGAUCAAGAACAAGUACAAGAACAAGACAUUAGUAUUUACAGCUGCGGAACCAGUUUUUAAAUCAAUUCAGUAAUUGAAACUGCAGGUUUUAAAUA
Molecule: messenger RNA, 7508 nt
Organism: Nothoprocta perdicaria
Lineage: Eukaryota; Metazoa; Chordata; Aves; Tinamiformes; Tinamidae
Gene: MKI67
Product: marker of proliferation Ki-67
Exons: 15
Coding region: 24-7445 (2473 amino acids)
Biological process (GO): regulation of mitotic nuclear division; regulation of chromosome segregation
Cellular component (GO): chromosome; nucleus
Molecular function (GO): protein binding
Source: RefSeq, a predicted model, not a curated record